UCCGCUCCCGGCUUCCUUCCCACAAAGACCGCCAAUGUCCCGCCUGCUGUUCUACCUCUGGAUUUAAGUCUGCUGGAUUACCGCCUGGACUCUCAGCUCAUUAUUCCAUGCUGCCACGUUUAAAUGGGAGGCAAAGUUGGACCUCCAUGGACUGCACAAAUGGUGACAAACAGUUUGAUUUCUCUUGCGGUUUUACAAGCUUUUUAGCAUUCAAAAUGAUUUCACUUUUCUUCAGUAAAAGUGUUUUUAUAUGUAAAAUCAUUUGAGCUCCUCCUCUUUGGUAUUGUCUAUUUAAAGUAGGUUAGUUAUUUUGCAAUAUAACAUUUUGAACUUGGCUAUUGGGGCACAUUUUGAUGUGAAAGAUGAGUGGGGAAGAGGGGUAGAAACAGCUCCAUCUUCCUCUUUUUAAAAGUCAGUCAUUCUAACAUUAGUCUUUCUGUUCUUCUAAAAACUGAAAAUGUGACUGUGGCACUUUUUCCGUGUGCUCUGUCAGUGUCAGAUUUUUAUUUUUCGGUCAGAGUGAAGGCUUUACAUUGGACUGCAGGUGAACCUGCAUCUCUUCCAGUUCUUCCCUCUCCAAGGGAAUCCUCAAACUAAACUCUUCCCUGUUAACCCACUUAGACGCCCGAUCUCCCCUGUGGGGGUUUCUCUAACACGCUCGUCCUACUCUAGUUUUUUUUGAGGAGAAGCAAAAGCCAGACCAGCAAAAGGGGGUACUACGAAGGACGGUACCCCCCUCCCAAAGGUGAGAGGGGGGGAAGAUGGCAGCUCUCGCCAGCUCUCUCAUUAGACAGAAACGGGCGGUCAAGGACGAUCAAGCCAACCGACCGGUAGCCAACAAGCGCAAGCCCUGUCCUAAGAGCAACAAGUCCUUGUGCCAGAAACAGAUCCUGGUCCUGAUCUCCAAAGUACGACUAUGCGGGGGUCGAAAGGGUCGAAACGACAAAAGACCGGAGCCACAGCUGAAAGGCAUCGUUACCCGGCUGUACAGCCAACAUGGAUACUACCUGCAGAUGCAGCCUGACGGCACCAUGGACAGCACAAGGGAUGAAAGCAGCUCAUUUUCACAGUUCAACUUAAUUCCAGUGGGACUGAGGAUUGUGGCAAUCCAGGGGGCAAAGACAGGGUUGUACCUCGCCAUGAAUAGUGAAGGAUACCUCUACACCUCGGAGCACUUCACUCCAGAGUGUAAGUUCAAGGAGAGUGUGUUUGAGAACUACUACGUUACAUACUCCUCCAUGCUGUAUCGCCAGACCCAGUCUGGCCGCUCCUGGUAUAUCGGUAUCAAUCGUGAUGGCCAGGUCAUGAAGGGCAACCGGGUAAAGAAGACCAAAGGAGCUGCACACUUCCUGCCUAAAGUUAUAGAGGUUGCCAUGUAUAAGGAGCCAUCACUACAUGAGCUCGCCAGUGAACCAGUGAGUCCUCCUCGGAAGACAGUGAAGACGUCAGAUUCCCCUUCCCUAAAGAAUGGACAGAAAGAAGCUCCCAAGGCUGAUGCCUCAUAGCACAGGAGACUGAGGGUGGGACAAAGGGCAGCAGUGACACUGGGAACACAGUCACCAAUUACGCACUGAGGGUGACUGAGGGAAUGGCCCUCGCUGGCCACCACAUUCCAGAGGUGCACUACAAGAUGCUGAGGGAUAAAGGGUCCAUCAGCAGCCAAGAAGGCCUGAGAGAGGAGUCCCCCCCUCACCUGUCACCACACAAAGAAAGCCCAGCACCCCCCGAGCCAAAAGUACUCUGCCCCACCCCACCCCCCCGUCCGCCACCCUUAUGACUUCCUUAAUGCACAGUCUCCUUCAUUUCUCUGUCAUACUAAAGCUUCUUUGUCCCGCUGACAAUUUUCAUCUUUUCUCACAUGCCUAUCCACCGUCUGCUCUAUUGUACCGUAUAUUCACCACUCGCACAUUUCCAGCGCUGACUCGGCAUCAUAAUCCUCACCCAUGGGCCCCCUCUUGAGCCCUAAAGUUGGUGACAGCGUGGCUCAGCCAGCUUUCCACCCGCCAUCUGCCGACCAGCUCAGCUAAUCACCAAGGUCAACUAAAGCUCAAAGUGAGAUCAAACAGCACAGAGAGGAAAGAUAUCAGGGAGGAGCAAGCCUGGGUCAGGUCAGGUCAGCAGAGCAAGAAGACUGUAUGAGAAACUGCGCACAUAAUUAUUUAAAGAGUGAAGUAUGGCAUCAAAACUAGGAGCAAUUAUUUCAAACAAUCUUUGAUUUCUGACAGCCCAGAUGGAAAUGACAUGGAUAUGGAAACUUUGUCUUUAAAAUAUGAUUAAGAUGAUAAUAAUGCUGUAAAUAUAACAUCAGAAAGAGAGCAUGGUAGUGAUACUGGAAAAAUGAUGGUCAUGGUAGUGAGAAAAUCUGGAUUUCAGAGUAUGAUAGAAAUUUUAUGAAGCUCACAAGAGAGAGGCGCUGCCUUUUAAGAUAUCAAAUACAAUAAAAUUACUAUUCUUCCUGGGAAGAUGAGCCAUAAAAAAGAUCUUAAAUUAAAAGGAUCAAAAUGCCUGAGCAAUAUUUGUACCGACAAGAUAACUCUCAGUGAAGAAGAAAAUUGCGUGAAUGAGAGAGAGACUGAGCGACACACUCCUUCCAGCCUCUCUUCUCCACCAGGUGACCACUUAUUAUUGCACUAGCUCAUUAAAGGCUACAAAUGAACAACUGGGUCAUGUUUUAAAACCAGGGUGGAUCUGAACUCAGUCACUUCCUCAAAAAGGAGCUGUAGUGUAUACUUCACUCAGCAUCUGCUGUCAGCAUAAAGCCAGGUUUGAAGCCAAACAUCAAAGCCAGAGGAGCCUCUGAGCUGGAGCACUUGUUAUUCUGAAGAUGUCUGGCAGCUUAUCCACUCACUAGCUUUAUCAAAUCACCUUGGAAGAAAUCACCCUCAAAAAUGUAGUUGUCUGAGCAAAUGUCUUGUGUGUUUGUGUUUUAACCCCUGUGUGUGGAUUCCUUUUACAGUGUAUGGAUGCUCCGUGUGAUUCUGUGCACAUACAAUGAGUGUGCAUACAGAGGUUAGACAGAGAUGCUGCGCCUAACCUCUGCUGUGUCCUUCAGACAGGACACAAUGUUGUGUCUUUGAUAUGUCUGAGUCUGUGAAUAGGUGAUACUUGGGGGAACAUCCGCCUUGUGUACCAGUUUUCUUACAGACUUUGGAGAGUCAGAAAUUUAAAAACAUCAGGGAGGAGGAUCACUAGGCAACCUCAUGGGGUACCAACAGAAUAUUUUGUUUAGAUGUAAUUAUAUAAUGUUCUGAUCUGCACUGGGCUUAUCAAUCAGGGAGAACUGUUAGAAGAAAUAAGCCAUGACCUGAUACAAGUUGAGGCCUCUACAUGGGAUCUGUCAGGUUAUUUCAGUGCUCUGAAAUAACCUCUGUUCUGCUGUUGGGUGCUGUCCGCUCGGGUGAGCCAGUGAGGGAAAAAAUGUCACCACAAUGUUCAGUCAAAGUGAAUGUGCAUGGAUACCACCAACAAACGCAGACGGCAAUAAGUCCCUAUGUCAGGAAGAGCACAGUUGGGUGAUGUGGAAGGCAAACUGUAAAAAUGCUCAUUAUGGUAGCUACAAAUCAAGUUCAAUGCAGUGGGGAGGGAGUCUCAUUUUUACAGUAACAUAAUGUGAAGAUGGGUUACAGAAUGUGAAACAGAGGCUAUGCGAAUGUGCUGUAUUGAGGGUGAAAGUAAGUCUGAAAUUGCGUGUUGAAUUGUAAAGAGGUCAGAGCAUGGAGGCAGUUAUUUAGAAAGAGUGAAGGAUUAGCAGGUGUAUUCUUGAGGAAUGUUGAUAAGGAAUUUCUACAGUAAAGUGAGCAAGAUUCUUGGCAGGGUUUUAUGCGGCGUGUGGAUAUGAUAAUGAAUGUAAGACAAAGAGGCAUGUAAGGCACUGUGCGCUAUUUAUGACAGGAGGUCUAUGGAGGAAAUUAGUUGGAGGGCUUUGCAUUUUUUUUCCAUUAAGUCUUUUAAUUUUCUGGGCUUUUCCAGGGGGAAUAUCAUUCAGUUCAAAUUCGUAUAUUUUGUCCUUGCAGCGGAUUUUGCAUUGUAGACUUAUAAAUCUCUAUUUUUGACGAGCCAAUGCGCCCUCUCCCCGGUGAAUCUGGUACAUCCUAAUAUGGUUUCUAACUGUGCAUUACUAACUACUGUAUAAUAUUAACACAUGAGCACAGCAGGUAGUAUAAAAUGUCAUAGGCUUAUUUUAGCUGUCAGUGCUCAUACAGCUUUAAGUAUUUGUGUAUUCCAUCUGGAGCUUCUUCAUGCCAGUUUACAUUUCAGAGUUGAUCAAAGGUCCCCUCUAUAUAAGGAAAGCAGUGACUGAGUGACAGCAAGGAAAUCUUGCAUGCCAAAAUAAGGCAUAUUGGCAUUUUUUUUCUUUUAGCAAAUGUUUUAGCAAACAUUAAUUUCAUCUUUAUUUAAUGAACUGAUUAUUUUCUCCAUCAACUGUUUGUCUAUAAAAUGUCAGAAAGUUAAAAAAACAAAAAAAAAAAAAAAAACAAGAGUGCUACGGCUUCCUGCAGCCAAAAAGAAGGUCUUCAGAUGUCUUAAUUUGUCCAACCAACAGCCCAGAGGUAUUCUGUUUACACUGAUAUAAAACAAAGUAUUACAUCACCACAGAGCUUGAAAAAUACAAAAAAAAAAAACAAUUAAUCGAUUAUCAGAAUUCCUGCAAAUUCAGUUUCUAACCAUCCAUUAAUCGACUAACAGCUCUGCUUUACAUGUCACUUUGUCACUUUAUCAUAUUAAAUAUGAGUGAUCCAAAUUCCUCCAUAGAUUUCUUGAUCCCUAAAAAGAGCAACCAGUUCUUACUAUCCUAAUGCUAAAGAAUGCCACAGUAAGUUGUUGGACAGUGAUACUGCAAGUAGACAGAAACGAACAGAGAAUGUUAAGUAGUCUGAUGUUGAAUGUGAAGUAAAGGAGCAGACAUAGAAUGUAAGACAGGCAGAUCUACACAGAAAAGUAUGUUAUGAUGAAUAUGAGUUAAAGGGUGCAGAGUAGUUAGAGACAAGUAAGUGCAAUGUAGGUAACAGAAUGUAGCUGUUGAGUGAAACUAGUUAUGCUCUUGAAUGUAAAUGUUAUGGAAGAAAAUGGCAGCUGAAGGUUGAUGGAAAAUGCUAGUCAUAAAGUAGAAGAAAUAUUACGAUGGUCUUUGUUAUUGUUGUUUGAAGAGUUCAGAAAUUGAGAAUACAUUUAUGGCACAUUAGGUCUUAACGGCUUCUGGACAAAGAGGUGGUAAUAGGAAAUAUGAAAAUACAGAUUUACUUUGUGUGUGCCCACACAUUAGAGAUUUAAAGUCAUAAUCCCUUUCCUACACACAUCUCCUUACCCACAUCCUACAGCAUCUACAGCCUAUUAACUUUCUUUUAAGCACUAUGUUGCCUGUGUAGGUGUGUACUUGCAGUGUGUUUGUAUGGUCUGUGUGUCUGUGUGUGUAUCUAUGAUUAAGAGUAAGGUAAGACAAGACAGAGAGGCGAGGAGAAAAGGAAAGGGCAUGAGAUUGAAACAGUGAUCGAUCGACUCAAUAAAACAUAAAGGAGAGAACAGCCACCCUGCAAUGGGUGCAAAAAUGUCCCCAAGGUCAGCCAGAGACAGGGAAAUCCAUUUGUUCGUAAUGAACUCAGAGGGCUGUUGUUUGAUUUCUAUCUGUAAACUCGACAAAGAAGCCAGCUCGACGACAACCGGCGGAAGAGUUUUUCUCAUUUCCUCGGGGCCUCUCUACACUGGGCCUGACAAAUAGCUUCCUCUGGUUUGAAACAAUGUGAACUUUAGCAGCCACACUUUAAGAUACAUAUCUGUUAAAGGUAGUACAGGUGCAUAACAUAAACCACUUCCCCAAACUCAAGACCUCUAAAAGCGUAAAUCAUUGGAAAACUGGAAGCACAUUGCACCUUACAAGCACUGAGCAUUGUUUAAAACAUUUAAAAGUUACCUCACUGUCUUGGGAGGUUCUUUAAAGGUUAUGACAAACAACCAGGGAAUCCCCUUAAUUCACCCGAGUUACUGGAACUAACAGGCAAUAACAAAUAUUAAACUGCAGCUAAGUCAUCACCAGUGUUUGAGAAUCACAGUGGAGAUUUAAAGCUUUUAUUGCACUGACUGUAAAACAACAAACAAACAUCCAGGGAACAUUUUUGGAACAAAUGUUGGUAACAUUUGAUUUGAAGCGUAUUACGAAGAACAAACUACACAUUUUAAUCACACAGAGUGCAGUGUGACAAUACCAUACAACAGCAUACAAUAAUGUUUAUCUGUGACGUGAGGCCUUUCUGAGCUAUGCAUCUUUUGAGUUUGAGAUUUUACAAAGUCUGCAAGUAUGAUUAUUAUUGUCUUUUUCUUUAUUUAAGGUGGGGAAAUGUAGAAACACAGUUCAAGCCAAUGUUACAUUGUGAUAUACUGCAAUCAGUACCAGUAUACUGUCACAAAUAUUGCAGUAACUUGCUCUGGCCCUCUUUAAAAUAUGCAUAUAGAAAUAUGUACAAUUCAGUUUGACAAGUUAAAGGGAAAAUCUGUGUAUAACUAGCUCCCUCUAAUGGAAGCAGUUGGUUGCUAAAAGAUAUCACUCUUAAUGAGAGGUAUUUAAAAAAAAACAUUAUUUGAGAUUUAUCCAGUACAUGAGAUUACAAACUAUGAAUCUAAUUUUGUUGAACUGUUUUUGACAAUUGUACUAUGUGAAACCCAUCAAAAAUAAACUACAAAUCAGGCCUUAAAUUACACUACAAAAUGCAUGUGAACAAUGCUCACUGUUCCUCAGUAUUAAAUACUGAGAGGGUGACACCUCAACAAGGUUGAGGCUCGGCUGCAGCACUGUGUUUGCAUAUUUCUAAUUAAAUAACCAUUAAUUUUAAAGGGCACAACAUAGGAGCUAUUUAUUUUGUACUUGUAGAGUGUUUUUGCCCCCGCAGCCUGGUAUUUCUCAUGUUUAAGUGAGUGGCUUCUUUGAGAAAUGCAACAAAUGUCAAGGAUGUAAAGUGUUCCCCUUGAUCACUAUACAGUACAACAUGGCAGAGUAGAGUCCUUCCAAAUAACAAGACCUGUCUAAAUGUAUGGGACGCUGCCAAUUUACAUGUAUGUUUUGUCAAUAAUACAAACUGUAUAUCUGAUAUACUAUGUCAGGUCUAUUUUUUUGUUUGUUUUCUCAGAAAUGUACUUAAAUAACUUAAAUGUUGUUGAUGUUUUUUAGUGUCUUUCAGUUGUUCUAUCUUGUCAUGUUUCCUCCUCAGGAGGAGACAAAAUAGUUUUUUUCUCCCUAAAUGUUCCUUCCUCCUUUGGUGUGUGUUUGUCUUUAGUUGGCAACGCUGUAUCCACACUGAUUAUGUCUCCUGAGUGAACUUCACCCAGACUGAAUCCCACUGUGCGACUGAGUUGUGUGUUUGUGAAAGAUGCAAUGUAUUCAAGUGGAAACAGCUCCUAAAGCCAACAUGUGUCCUGUCAUACCCAGCAAUGACCUUGGUGGUCUCAAGAGUUAUGGUCACGCAAGUCUUCCAAGUUCCCACAACCUCUCUCUCCUACUGUUAAGGACUUGGGUUCUUCUUGUCUUCCGAAAAACUAACACUUAAAAAAAAUCAAAUAAAAGACAACAAAAAAAAGCCAUAAAUAAAAAUGGGCCUUGGCACUGAUAAGCCACAGAGAGAAGGCCUGAAUCCUCAGGCACCUCCAGAGUGUUACCAGGGAUUUAGAUACAUGUUGGACUCCUUACAAUAAGAGCCAAAAGCAACAGGAAUAUAAUGGCUUUUUUUGACCACUUUGGGAAGCAGCAAAGCAGGAAAGAAGACCAGCAAUAUGCAACAAGAACUAACUGCCUGCACUCAAGGAGGGGAAACAAAUUCAACAGGCUAACAAACUAUACAAUCAGGAUAUGCAGGCUACAAAGGCAAUCAGUGGUCUGCAAUAAUAACUGCUAAUUGUCUGGACUGGCAUGGGAAUUUUUUUGCAAAGCAUGCAUACGUCACUGUUCUUUGGCUCAUUAGGGAUGACCCCCCUCUCAGUAUCAAGCCCUCAAUUCACCCUCGCUCCAUGUUUGCCAUCAGACCUGUGUACAUUUCUACAAUAACUCCUACAUGAAUUGAAAGGAGAUGUCUUAUUCUGGAAUAUUAUUCAAUAAAAUAACAUAUAUUUGUAUGAUUGUAAGC
This is a messenger RNA of Lates calcarifer (barramundi perch), 8108 nucleotides long. It is a transcript of the gene fgf11b, whose product is annotated as fibroblast growth factor 11b. The record is from RefSeq and is a predicted model, not a curated record. The coding region runs from base 762 to 1505 and encodes 247 amino acids. The transcript is spliced from 5 exons. Gene Ontology annotation, cellular component: cytoplasm. Gene Ontology annotation, biological process: animal organ morphogenesis; positive regulation of protein phosphorylation; fibroblast growth factor receptor signaling pathway. Gene Ontology annotation, molecular function: growth factor activity; fibroblast growth factor receptor binding. Lineage: Eukaryota; Metazoa; Chordata; Actinopteri; Centropomidae.